This is a messenger RNA of Schistosoma turkestanicum, 1200 nucleotides long. The record is from the annotation of a GenBank genome assembly. NCBI's taxonomy places the organism in Eukaryota, Metazoa, Platyhelminthes, Trematoda, Strigeidida, Schistosomatidae.
CAUAUUUAAUAUCAAAAAUUCCUUACCUGGGUAACAAAUUCACACCGCCAUUACAUACAUCCAUGAGAGCUGUUUCCAGAGCGUCAUCGAUGGCAAAGUUUCAAAGCAGUUACGAGACUAAGCAAUCCUGCUCAACCCCACCGCUUGAAUGAAACCAUAGGGUGUAACAGUUGUAAGCCCUCACUAUGUCUGAGGUAUUUAUAUGUAUUGCUUUGGAGGUGUUGGUUAACUUCUCGGGCACCUUUAUUCAACAGUCACCCAAAAAGAACAGUCUUACGAACGAAUCAAACUGGACUCUAAUAUCAAGAAACAACGACUGGUGGUGGUAUUCUAAUAUUUGUGGGGGGAUGAAGAUAUGACCAAUAAUUUCUUGACUAAAACUUAAACCAGCCUUCAAAAAUCCCUUCUUAUUACACAAAAUAGUGGUUAUAUGGACUAGUUUUGAUAAAGAACUGAUUGUCAGGAAGAGGAUAGACAUUGUUGGAAGAGGUUACUCUGGUUACAACACUCGUAUGUUCAGACCUUUACUUCCAAUACUCUAUCCGAACAAGGAUUCAUUAAAGGAUUGUAUAUUUUUCAUUAUUUUUCUUGGAGCUAAUGAUUCAUGUGUCACUCCACGACAACAUGUACCAGUUGAAGAAUACAAAAGUAAUCUAAGUUGGAUGAUUAAAUAUCUUCAUGAAUUAGGUGUACCUAUGGACCAUAUUUCACUAAUCAGUUUACCUCCUAUUGAUGAGAACAAAUGGGGUGCUACUGAGAUAGCUAAAGGAAAUGCAAUUACACGAAGACUAGUUACUUGUGCUACAUAUGCAGCUGCGUGUCAAGAGGUUGCCAACAUCAAUAACGUUACUUUCGUUAAUUUGUAUGAAGCAAUGUUGAUGCAAAAAAAUUGGGAAUCUUUUCUUUCAGACGGUUUGCACUUUUCUAGAAAAGGAUCUGAGUUUUUAGCGAGGAUUUUAGAAAACAUACUCACGGACAAAUUAGGUGAUUUAAAGUGGUGGUUUCCAGACUGGAAAGUUAUAGACCCAGACGACCCAGCGACAUCUAUCAGUCACUAUCAUCAGUCCCAAACUUGAUGUUUUCCUCAGUUAUUUCACUGAAUAUACUUUUUUCAGAUACAUUGUAACUGUUUCAGUUGUGUUUAUUUGUUAGUUCGUACUCAAAGAGUUAAAAUUAAUUUAAAAUACAGGUAUAUGUGAA